AUGGCGUUCGUUGACGAUGAUGAAGACGAAGACUCUGUGCCUCGAUCAGCCUCAGGUUACUAUUUCGAAGACAACGACGAAACACCAGUGUCGUUCGCGCGUCUGCCAAUUCAGUGGAGCGUGAAGGAGAAAGUAGAUGGAAGUGCAGCUGGUUUCUACUUGCGAGGAACCUCUGAUGGCUUGCCGCUGCAUAAGCGUGUUAAAGCUUGGAGAUUUGACCUUUCCAACUUUAGUCCGGAGAUUUUCGUUCUGACCAAGGACAAUUUCUGGAUCAAGCUUGAGAAGCCGAGGAAGAGCUUCGAGGAGAUGAUAAGAAGUGUUUUGGUAACCGUGCACUCCCUUCAGUUUCUUAGGAGGCAUCCCCAAGCUUCGGAUAAAUCUCUCUGGGAGCAUUUAUCUAAGAAUCAGAUUUUCAAGGCUUAUGAUGUGAAGCCAUCACAGAAUGAUUUGGUGGAUCACACUGAUUUAAUCGCUGAAGCUGUUAAAAGAGAUGUAAACUUGGCGAAAUCAAAGUUUAUACUUGCAUUUCUCGCAAAGAAGCCUACCAAAAAGAGACUGCCUGAUGAGGACAAUCCAAAGGAUGAUUUCAUAGUUGGAGACGACUCAGCUGUAGCUUCUGAUGAAGAUGAAUUGGAUGAGGAGGACGAUGACGAUGAUGUUUUUGAGUCUGUUUGUGCAAUUUGUGACAAUGGUGGUAGUCUUCUGUGUUGUGACGGAAGUUGCCUGAGAUCAUUCCAUGCUACGGAAAAAGAUGGUGUAGAUUCAGAAUGCGAAUCUCUCCACUUUACCAAGAUGCAAGUGGAUGCUAUUCAAAAUUACUAUUGCCCAAACUGUGAGCACAAGAUUCAUAGUUGUUUUAUAUGCAAGAAGCUUGGCUCCUCUGAUAACUCUACUGGGACAGCAGAGGUUUUCCAAUGCGUAUCAGCCACCUGCGGCUACUUUUACCACCCUCGUUGUGUCACGAAACGACUGCAUUUAAAUGAAGCAGACGCUGAAGCACUAGAGAGACAAAUCAUUACAGGAGAGUUCACCUGCCCCUUGCACAAAUGCAGUGUCUGUAAAAACGGAGAGGUUAAGACUGACCAUGACUUACAGUUUGCUGUAUGUCGGCGUUGUCCAACGUCCUACCACAGAAAAUGCCUCCCUCGUGAAAUUUCUUUUGAAGGUAAUGACGACGAGGAUAUAACUACAAGGGCAUGGGAUCUUCUCCUGAAAAACCGUGUACUCAUAUAUUGCCUAGAACAUGAGAUAGAUGAAGAGCUCGCGACACCGGUUAGGGACCAUGUUGAUUUUCCUCCUUUUACCAAGGAGAAGAAGUUUCUCAUGACAGAGAAACGAAAGAUACUGGAAUCACAUGUGGGAAGAGACAAAGCAAGACCUCAGGUUAAGGAUCUUGCCUCACGCGACACUUGUGGGAAAGCUGCUGUAAAAUCAUUUAGAAGUUCGUUGCCAUCUUCGAAAGAUGGUGUCUCGACAAAGAAGCAUGGAUUAGUUUCGUCUGUACCAGAUCAUUUGAGGAAACGAAAGGACGUUGACCCAUUUAGAAAGUCUAGCUUGGUGCCAAACAAAUCCCAGAAAAUGAUGGAAUAUGGAGAGUCCCGUGAAGCUGGCAAGAAGAAAGUGGAAGUGAAUGAACCACGUGAAGCUGGAAAAAACAAGGUUGGAGUGAAAGAGUCACACAAAGCUGAUAAAAGCAAGGUUUCACUGGGUGAGAGGUUGUUUGAAUACACGCAGGACCGUAGCAUAGUAAAGCCUGGGCGCGUGGUUUCAGUUGAUAGCAAACACAAUAAAACUGACUCAGUUGUCUCCAAGGGCCCAAGAAGUGAAACUCCUACAUUAGACGAUGACUCUCAAAGGAGGCUCUUGGCGGUCAUGAGAAAAGCUACGGAAGAUAUAACUAUGGAUGCGAUAUUGAACAAAUACAAAGCUCCAUCUACGCAUACAAACUCCACAAUGAAUGUUGUGAAUAAGACGAUCACUAUGGGGAAGGUAGAGGGAUCAAUUCAGGCUGUCCGAACAGCACUAAAAAGGCUAGAGGAAGGAGGAAACAUUGAGGAUGCAAAAGCUGUUUGUGACCCAGAGGUUCUGGACCAAAUCGUCAAGUGGAAGGAUAAGCUUCAAGUUUAUCUUGCUCCUUUUCUUCAUGGUCCGCGCUAUACCUCCUAUGGUCGUCAUUUUACUCAUGUCGACAAACUUCAACAGAUUGUAGAUAGGCUCCAUUGGUACGCAGAUGAUGGUGAUAUGAUUGUCGACUUCUGUUGUGGUAGUAACGACUUUAGCUUGCUGAUGAAAGCGAAGCUUGAAGAAACGGGGAAGAAGUGUUUGUAUAAAAAUUAUGACCUUUUACCAGCGAAGAAUGGUUUCAAUUUUGAGAAAAGAGAUUGGUUUAGUGUAGGCGAAGAGGAGUUGUUACCAGGUCAUAAGCUGAUUAUGGGGCUAAAUCCGCCAUUUGGAGUCAAGUGUGCUCAUGCAAACCGGUUUAUUACUAAGGCUCUUGAGUUUCGCCCAAAGAUUCUCAUCCUCAUUGUUCCUCGCGAGACUGAUAGGGUAGAUAGAAGGAAGUCACCUUAUGAGCUUAUAUGGAAGGAUGAGGUUUUCCUAUCUGGACAUUCAUUUUACCUGCCUGGCUCUGUCAAUAACGAAGACAAACAAGUAGGUGACUGGAACAAGGUUGCACCGCCACUUUCUCUCUGGAGCCGGUCUGACUUUGCAGCCCAGCACAAGGAAAUAGCGGAAAAGCAUGACCAUUUGUCUACGGGUGUUGGGAGCUCAAACGCAUCUUUGCAUCCAGGUGCAGCUUCUGAUGGCAUAUGCAAUGAUAUCUCUACGCGGAGAGAUAGUCCCGUUCAUAAUGGUGUGAAUUCCAGAUUGGAAAACGAAGAUGUUCCUAUGGAAAUAGAUGAACUUGAGGUAGAUGAUUGUGUUAAUAAUAUUCUGCUCUCUGAGAGAAUCGAAGCGCGGGAAACUGUAGCAUUUGUAAAUCAUCAGUCGGAUCACUUGUCAAGGGGAAGUCAGCUGGAAAAGACCAAAGAACGCUUUGGGAAGUCGGUGGAUUGGAAGAGAAAUGACUUGGAAGAGGACCAACCGGAUGAUCACUUGUCAAGGGGAAGUCAGCUGGAAAAAACCGAAGAUCGCUUUGGGAAGUCGGUGGAUUGGAAGAGAAAUGACUUGGAAGAGGACCAACGAGAGUUGAAUAGAGGACGAGAGAGCAGCAUCGAAGUAAAAAUCCCCAAGAUGACACCUGAUUGGCAGAGUCCUGUGAGAUCUUCUUCGGAUGAUAUAUACGCUGUCUGCACAUCAAUUUCCAAUACUACACCACACAGAUCUAACGAGCCUGUGGAAGCAGCUCUGCCUGUAAUACCAAGGAAAAAGCCUAACGGUAAAGUGCAGGGCGUUGGAAAACCUGAAGAGCUGCGGAGCAGGUCGUCGACGAGCUCUGUAAGAUCAUCUAGAGAGGAUGUCGACACUGUUCGUCCAUCACCAGCAAAUACGAGUCAGAAACCGUACGAAGCCUUUGAACAAUCUUAUGGUGCAAGCUUGUCCCAUUUCAACGAUGGUCUUGCUGAAAAGUAUGGUAUUGGUGGAAGCUACAGACUUCCGGAUCCUCCUUUAAUACCGGAUCAGUACCCAUUGACACCCUCUCUGAGGAACAGUCCUAACGAGAUGUUUGAUUACCGAGGAGGAUACUCUGACCUCAACAGAGGGGCUGUUGGUCCAAGAGAGUAUCCGCAGCAGCAGUACGGUGGGCAUUUGGACCCAAUGUUACCACCUCCUCCUCCAAAUCUGAUGGACAAUGCGUUCCCGUUGCAACAACGCUAUGCGCCUCAUUUUGAUGGAAUGAUUUACCAGAGGAUGAGCUCUUUCCCACCUCAGCCUCCAAUGCAACAACCUAGUGGACACAGUUUCUAUGAUCCUUCUGGCCUUCCGUUGCCGCCACCACCACCGCCACCGCAUGGAGACUUUGGGAUGAGUCCAUUGGGUUUUGCCCCUGGCCCGAACUAUCCUUAUAUUGGCAGAUCCGGAGGUUGGAUUAAGGACUAG
Microthlaspi erraticum is the source of this 4041-nucleotide messenger RNA. The record is from the annotation of a GenBank genome assembly. Lineage: Eukaryota; Viridiplantae; Streptophyta; Magnoliopsida; Brassicales; Brassicaceae.